Messenger RNA from Sclerotinia trifoliorum, 1586 nucleotides. The record is from the annotation of a GenBank genome assembly. Lineage: Eukaryota; Fungi; Ascomycota; Leotiomycetes; Helotiales; Sclerotiniaceae.
AUAAACCCGUUUUCCCGCUCAAAGUCUCAAACUCCUCUUCCCGUCUACCCCAAGCCUAAAUGUAAAUAAAAGUUCCAAUGACGAUGACCCCAUUUGCCAUGCACGACCGAGGCUAAAUUGCAGGCCCGUAACUUCCCCAUAUCGAUUGACCUUCAACGAAGCUGCCACAUAUCAAUUAUAUCCCUUCCCUUCCCUUCCAUUCCAUUCCCUUCCCUUCCCUUCCCUUCUAUCCCUUCCAUUCUUUUCUUCUCCAAUACAAUACUACACAGUACCAUCCAACACAGAUCUCGGAUUGCUCUUCGGAAUGACAGAUACAAACACGCUUCGAGAACGCAGAAAAGAAAUAUCCGCGGAUAUCCUCUCGGAUGCACCUCUUACCAAAACGAACACAAACAUACCCUCUCCCUCUUCUACUUCAUCUGCGGAAAAGAAAACAAAGAAAUCUCUUAAUAAAUUAGCAGCAGAUGAAGAUGCAGCUCCCUUUUCAUUAGUAGAUUUAUUAAGAUCAAUUGUUUUCAUAUUCAUAGCUAGUUGUGGGUUAAGCUAUGUGGUUACGAGGAAUAGUUAUUUUUGGGGUAUGAAGAGACCUAUGUGGACUAGGGGGGAAGUUUUGAGGGCUUAUUGGGUUGGUAGUUUCUUUUCUUUUCUUUGGCUUUGGAUUGUCUUUGAUUUUGUUUUGCUGGUUGUGAGGGGUGCAGUGUCAGGAGGAGGAUAUAAGGAGGUGACCGCGGAUUUGAACACUACGACUAACUCCAAUCUCAUAGAAUGGACCCCCCUCCCUAACCGACGCUGACCUCGUUCAAUAUGACGGCACCAACCCCUCACUUCCCAUCUACCUCGCUCUCAAUGGCACUAUCUACGAUGUUUCUGCCGGACGUAGACACUAUGGACCAGGAGGUAGUUAUCAAUUUUUCGCAGGAGUAGAUGCCAGUCGAGCAUUUGUCACGAAUUGUUUUCAAGAGGAUCGCACGCCGGACAUGCGGGGAGUGGAGGAAAUGUUUUUACCGGUUGAUGAUGAGGAGAUUGAUGCGGAGAUUGUGAGGAAGAUUGGUAAAGGGGAGUUUAAGAAGUUAAAGGAGAAGGAACAGAGGGAUGCGAGGAAGAGUGUGGCGGAGGCAUUGGGUCAUUGGGUUGGUGAGUUGAUUUUGAAGGAUUUUUCUUUUUUCUUUUUUUUUGGAGGGGGGAGGGCAUGUAUGGAUUGAACUAAUUUGUGGUUUGUGAAUAGGGUUCUUUGAACAAAGUGGGAAAUAUCCAAAGAUUGGACAGGUGCAGAGAGAAAAGGGGUGGGAGACUAAAGGGGAAAUACCAAAGUUGUGUGAGAGGGCUCAGAAGGGAAGGAAGAAGAGAACGAUUCCUGAGUAGGAUGAUUUAGGAAGUGCGUGCUUUCUAGCGUUAUUGGCUUGUAAGGAGCAUUGUAUAGGCUCAUUGUGAAGAUGGUUGUUAAAGGUUUGGUAUGUAUAGCUGUCAAUUCAAUAUCAGGAAUGAGUUUUCUUGUUUGAUUAUAUACGAAAUUAUGAGAUGUGGUUGUUCACUUGUAUGUGAUGAGCUAUGAUUGUUCUAGAUCAUAUCAUAUAGAAUAUCAAGGA